Molecule: messenger RNA, 1229 nt
Organism: Dicrocoelium dendriticum
Lineage: Eukaryota; Metazoa; Platyhelminthes; Trematoda; Plagiorchiida; Dicrocoeliidae
Source: the annotation of a GenBank genome assembly
UUCAGAUGACUGCAAUACAUACAAUCGAUACAAAUCAUGAGGACAUGAUCCACGAUGCUCAGCUCGACUAUUACGGUACCACCCUUGCAACUGCUUCCUCUGAUGAGUCCAUCAAAAUAUUUGAUGUCCGCAACAAGAAACAAACUCUAGUAGCACAUUUGCGCGAGCAUCGGGGUCCUGUUUGGGGGCUCAGCUGGUCUCACCCUAUGUUCGGUGGCUUGUUAGCCUCAUGUGGAUAUGACCGAAAGGUGAUUAUUUGGCAGGAUCAAGGCGGUCGGUGGCAAAAAAUUCAUGAAUACACUGACCAUGCUAGCUCAGUAAAUUGUGUCAGUUGGGCGCCGCAUUCUUACGGACUCAUGUUGGCCUGUGCCAGUUCUGAUGGGACCAUUUCUAUCCUCACUUCCGAUGGCUCUAACAGCUGGCGAGCAGUCCGGAUCCCCGACGCUCAUGCAAUUGGCGUCAACAGUGUCUCGUGGGCACCAGCUAUCAAUGCGGAUUUCAUGCUUAGCCCACUCGCUUUGAAGUCAGUCAGCCCUCUCAUUAAGCGCUUCGUGUCUGCCGGAAGUGAUUCACUUAUCAAAAUAUGGUGUGAAGAUGCCUCGUCUGGCAACGCUGAAUGGGUUGAAGAAACUCGUUUGGAGGGCCAUUCCGACUGGGUCCGUGAUGUGGCUUGGGCACCCAGUCUCGAUGUGGGGCGCCAAAUGAUAGCAUCUUGUGGCCAGGAUGGUCGGGUAAUUGUUUGGACGUCUGUGAGCGCAGACGAACCUGGAGCGGUACGAUCAGGUGCUGUGAUUGACCCCAAAGAGUAUGCGCAUCGCCUGGGUGCUACGAGUUGGCGUCCAACAGUAUUGAACACUUAUCCGGAUGUGGUUUGGCAUGUCUCCUGGUCUAUCACAGGAAACAUAUUGGCCGUAUCUGGAGGUGGGAACAAGGUCACUCUAUGGAAGGAGACUUUGGAGGGCACAUGGUUGACGCUGAGUGAAAUCACCCGCAGCCAUGGUCCUGCCAGUUUGAUUGGAGCGGACGAGCCAAGCCAAACUUCGAACGUUUCUUUGCCUGCUGUGGCACCAAGCUGUUGACCAAUUGAUUACUUUGCCUUUCAGCUUAUGUCGUCUAUUUUGUUACUUGUCAACGAUCACUCGGUUUUGCUUUGUUGGCCCUACACACCGUUUCUCAUUGGCACCUGGCUCUGACGCUAAUCUGUGAAUUAACUGCGACUGUGUCGUCUA